Molecule: messenger RNA, 1206 nt
Organism: Setaria italica (foxtail millet)
Lineage: Eukaryota; Viridiplantae; Streptophyta; Magnoliopsida; Poales; Poaceae
Product: protein IRX15-LIKE-like
Biological process (GO): xylan biosynthetic process
Source: RefSeq, a predicted model, not a curated record
GCUGCUGGUCGUGCACCCGUCGUCGAACAAGUCGCCCGGCGGCGCGGGGUCGCCCGGGGCGGUUCUUGGCGCGCGGCGCCGGGUGUGCGCCGCCGUCUUCCUGGCCUGCUUCGCGUGCGUCUCCCUGGCGACCACGCUGCUGUCGGGCGGCGCGGGGACCCGGGGGCGGGCCGGCGCGUCCGGGAGGGCGUCGGCGGCGUUCGCGGGUGCCCGGCGGGUGGGGGCGGGGGGGGUCCCGGCGGCGCGGCGGCGGGGGCGGGUGAGGGGCUGCCGGGGUACGUGUUCGACGCGCUGGUUCAGUACUCGUCGGCUGGCGGGAACUCGACGGCGAGCAUGCCUGGCGCCGACGUGCGCGCCAUCGCGGCGGUGCUGAAGCGGCGCGCGCCUGCAAACCUGCUGGUGUUCGGGCUCGGCGGGGAGACGCCGCUGUGGCGGGCGCUCAACCACGGCGGGCGCACCGUGUUCCUCGACGAGAACCAGUACUACGUGUCCCACCUGGAGGGGCGGCACCCCGGGCUGGAGGCCUACGACGUCGCCUACACCACCACCGUCCGCGAGUUCCCCGACCUCCUCGACGCCGCCCGCACCGCGCGCGCCGCCGAGUGCCGCCCCGUCCAGAACCUCCUCUUCUCCGACUGCCGCCUCGCCAUCAACGACCUCCCCAACCAGCUCUACGACGUCUCCUGGGACGUCAUCCUCGUCGACGGCCCCCGCGGGUACACGGCGUCGUCGCCGGGGAGGAUGUCGGCGAUAUUCACGGCGGGGGUGCUGGCGCGGACGCGGGCGGGGGAGGGCGCGACGACGGACGUGCUGGUGCACGACUACGAGCGGGAGGUGGAGCGCGCGUGCUCCAGGGAGUUCCUGUGCGAGGAGAACCGCGUCGCCGAGACCAGCACGCGGUCGCUCGCCCACUUCGUCGUGCGCGGCGGGAGCGCCGUCCGCCGGGACGCCUUCUGCUCCGGCGCCGCCGCCGCCGCGGCCGCCCACUAGUUUUAUCGCUCCUAAUUACUCUUAUUACUCACCUCUUCUACUUUUUUUUAACCUCUCUCGAUGAUGGUUGCCAAUGAUGAUGCUGUUUGUCAUGUGAGUGAAAAAGAGAAAGGUGAAGCCUGUAAAAAUUGGUGUGACAAGGGAAAAAAAAAAAGCAGACGAAUGGAGUCUGUCUGUCCUUGACGACUCCUUUUGUUGCUGGGUUCAUUCUGUCGA